Talaromyces proteolyticus is the source of this 2910-nucleotide messenger RNA. RefSeq lists its product as uncharacterized. Bases 1 to 2910 code for a protein of 969 amino acids. Lineage: Eukaryota; Fungi; Ascomycota; Eurotiomycetes; Eurotiales; Trichocomaceae. Gene Ontology annotation, biological process: protein phosphorylation. Gene Ontology annotation, molecular function: ATP binding; protein kinase activity; protein binding. The transcript is spliced from 3 exons. The record is from RefSeq and is a predicted model, not a curated record.
AUGACAGAUCUUGGAGGGGAAGUAAUUAAUUUCCCGGAAAUCAGGCCACAAAGCCCCAUUCCUGUGGAUGAUGAUCUGCGCAAGCCUGAAAUCAUUCCGAUUGAGUUACAGAACUUUCCUGGACCUGGGGUACUGACAGUACAUAUUCUCAAGGGUUUUGGCCUCUCAGCCCCACAAUAUGGAGCGGUUUCGAAGCAGCCUGAAACUGGUUUCUCCAACGUCGCAUCAAAAACUCCACGUGUAGCUCUUCCAAUCACCAAUCAUCAAAGCCUGCUGCUGCCUUAUGCCAUCCUGGAGUGCGAAAAAUCUGAAAUCUUUAUCGACGCCUGUCAGGGGACCAGAGAAAACCCGGAUUGGAUGCCAAUGGGAAGGAAGAAGUUUGACAUUUUCAGAUCCGCGAAGUUGACAAUACGUCUGUAUGCGGGCAACCCGAACAGUCAUUGCAGAGGAAGCCAGGAUACAUUUCUUGGUUAUGCGAAAAUGAAUACUGUUUUUGGAGACGGAAACUCUCAUCAAAUGGAAUGGCUGCCAAUCGAGAAUGGUACUGGAAAAUUACUUGUUGAGGUCGAAUACGAAAAGAAAAGGACGCUGCAGAUCGAGACUUCGAAAAAAUUAUAUAGAAGUGAAUGCUGUCGCCUUGGCGUUAUGCGUAAACUUCGAAAACUUUCAACUAAUCGCUUCUAUAUGUCCCUUAAUAUCCAGAAAGCCGACAUAUUACCACACUGCGACGUAGUACAGUCAUUCCUUUCACCAAUCAACAAUAGCCUCUUUAUCGCACCACUCAAAUUCAUCGCACAAACGCGCUCACAUUUCUGUUUAUAUUGGCCGUUCAUUCCAGGUGGACAUCUCUUCUACCAUCUACAACAGCCGCUACGAUUUCAGACUGAAAGAGCAAAGUUGUAUGCUGCAGAAAUCCUUAUCGCACUGGAAAGGUUACAUGAAGUAGAUCCUUGUUAUUACGAGUUAAAGCCCAAGAAUAUUCUCCUUGAUUCCGUGGGGCAUAUCGUUCUGUGCGAUCUAGGUUUUCUGCAUCUAGAAACAAGGAACAUAGAAAAAACGACAGAUUUUACGAUGGAUUACCUAGCUCCCGAAUUAUUAUCCGGCCACAUAUUGACAAGCACUGUCACCACAGCAUCAAAGUGGUGGGCGUUUGGAUCUUUCCUAUUCGAGAUGUUGACGGGUUUGCCUCCAUUUUACGACAAGAACGCAGAGCAAAGACGUCACAAUAUCCUCAGAGAACCUCUUGGAUAUUCCAGAUAUUUAUCAGCGUCUGCACAAGAUAUCCUAAACAAGCUGCUUUCUCGCAACCCAGGAGACCGAUUAGGAGCGAAUGGAGCAUCUGAAAUCAAAGCUCAUCACUUUUUCGAUGGCUUGGAUUGGGGAAAAGUUGCACGGCAGGAAUAUGAACCAGUUUUCAAGCCUCAUGAACAUGAAACGACCUUUCGACAAGAAAAAAAACACCCAAGAGAUAAAAAUUGGCUAGAGAAUCAAUUCUCGGGCUGGAGCUGGAACACGCCGCCGGCUGUCAAAGGACAAACAGUUGUUGUUGAAUCUUAUGAAAGUGCAAGCGAAAAGAAAGGACAACCAGUUGUUGUUGAAUCUCAUGAAAGUGCAAGCGAAAUGAAAGCACAACCUGUUUUUGAAUCUCAUGAAAGUGCAAGCGAAAAGAAAGAUGACUGGGAGCUGGUGUGGCAACAUGAGGACCAAAAAUUCUAUUUCUAUAAUCACUCCACAAAGACUAAAAAAUGCAUAUUCUCAAAUCGAGAGAAACAGUCUCAAAAGCGAUAUUUUCAAGCUAGGUCUAGGACGAUCCAAGGUGGUGUUGCUUGUAUCCACGAUGUUCCUAAUACCAACGUCGAUACUUUUUUGCCAGAUGCGGCGCAAUGCCAGGAGGCGCUCGAAGCAGUGCUGGUAAAUCAAUAUAUGCAUCUGAUCCCCGCACUGCUGAAGAAAUAUACCAUUAAUCUAAAUGUCAAACUUGAGUAUGCUCAUACAACACCAAUAAAUUAUGUUACAGGACUGGAAGACGUUGAGACAGUACGACUAUUUCUUGAAAAUGGUGCCGACGCUAAUCUGGAACAUGGCUAUACUAUGGGAGGCCAGCCUUUACUGACAGCAGUAAAAAAAGGAAAUCAAGAGCUUACAGAAAUUCUUGUGCAAAGGACAGAUCGCAUACCUUGCACUAGAGCGUUGGGCCAUGCUGUGAGCAAAAAGGAUAUCCCGAUUGUCAAUAUAUUGCUUGCGAACGGUGUGAAGUGCGAUUUUGAAGAUUCAGACCAACCGCCAGAACCUGGACCUUGCGUGCCUGAUUGGGAUUGGAAUCUAAAUACAUUAAUUGAAGCCAAAUCCGAGCCAGACCAGUAUAUCCCACCACUAGUUAGGGCCGUCCUUUUAGGUGAUGUGCACCUUGUUCAGCUAUUACUUUCUUAUGGCGCAGAUGCCAAUAUCGGCUAUCAUAACUUGGUUGGCUCCCUACCAGACAGCUUUAUUAUAUCUGAUCAUUUAAAUAUGCGUUGUGGAAGACCAAUACAGUUGGCAAUGGAACUAGGACAUCUAGACGUGAUUCAGCUCUUGCUCGGUUACGGUGCAGAAAUUGAUCUUGCUCAGCCAGUUUGGCAACAUCACCACUGCAAAAUGAUACCCAGAGCAGCACAUCACGAAAUCACAGCUCAACUUAGGUCAGUAGCGACUCCAUGGUACCUAUCAACCCCAAAGUACGACUCAAUGAUGUCGCAUGUCAGAGAAUAUGACAUCUGCUCCCAUUCUGAGCAGGAUGCUGUUGUCCCCGGCGCAGCAGUCCCCGGUGUUGUCACCAAGAAAGCACCUACCACCUCAAUGCUUACCAGAGCAUAUGCAAUCCGGUACAAGAGCUUCAUGGUUGCACCACUGACCAACUGGAACCUCGAAUAG